AACGGUCGAUGCGGCGGCGGCGGCCUCGAUGUGACGGCCGCAUCAAUUCGCCGCCCGGCGCGUCGCGGUCGCCAGAAUCUUUCCCCAUUUCGUUUCGCCCAGGAGCCAGAGGCGCGGGCGCCACUGGAGAGAGGGGAGGAGAUGCGAGAGGAGGUGAGGAGCUCGUCUGGGGCGGCGGCCGAGCCGCCGCUGGCCGUAGCCCGCUCCUCGUCGCCGCCGCACACCCCGGUGGCCAGUUCCGCUGGUGCCUCAUCGCCUGCUAUGCAAACUAACAUUGGCAGACAAGCUUCCAGAGUUGACUCGUCAUCACAAGUUGCUGCACAUGCCUAUCAUCCUUCCCACAGUUUUGAUGCUGCUGGAACUGCUAUGGAUUCUGCACCAUCAUGUAGACCAUGGGAACGUGGAGACUUACUUCGUCGACUGGCAACAUUUAAGCCUUCAACUUGGGCUUCCAAGCCAAAGGCGGCUAGUUCAAUGGCCUGUGCUCAAAGAGGUUGGGUGAACUUUGACCUGGACAAAAUUGAAUGUGAGUCAUGUGGCGCACAUCUUAUAUUCAAUGCAUUGAUGUCCUGGUCCCCGGUUGAAGUUGCAAAUGCUGGAGAAGCCUUUGCCGAGCAGCUUGAUGCCGCACACCAGAAUAGUUGUCCCUGGAGAGGCAAUAGCUGUGCUGACAGCUUGGUCCAGCUCCCCCUUACACAAUCAGCUCUUAUUGGAGGUUUUAAAGAUCGCUGUGAUGGGCUUUUACAGUUUACCUCUCUUCCUGUGAUCGCAUCAUCUGCAAUUGAGAACAUGAGGAUGACCAGGAGCACACAAAUUGACCGUCUAUUAUCCCAGUCAAUUACCUUUUUAUCUGGUGUGCUGGGUUGCAAAGCAGAGAGUACCGCAGGAGUUGAUACCCACCAAGAUUCCUCUUGUAGCUACUCUCAAGCGCAGAAGCUUAUAGGCCUGUGUGGAUGGGAGCCUAGGUGGCUUCCAAAUGUUCAAGACUGUGAAGAAAACUCCACUCAUUCAGCUAAAAAUGCACCCUCAGUUGGACCUGAUGAACCGUUUUAUCCCCAUUUUGUUGAACAUAACAAAAAUUCGUUUUCUGCAUCAGCAAAGAAAGAUAAGGGGAAAGGCAAACUCCCCCUUAGAGAUUCUGGAUGCAGCAUGAGGUCACCUCUGUUAGAUUGCAGCCUGUGUGGAGCUACAGCCAGAAUGUGGGACUUCAGGCCUGUGCUACGUCCUUCUCGUCUCAGUCCAAAUAACAUUGAUGUGCCUGAAACAGGCAGAAAGCUAACACUGACACGUGGGAUUAGUGCUGCCAGUGGGAUCAAUGAGUGGGUUAAUGAUGGGGUGGAAAGAGGUCAAGAUGAAGGGCGUGAUGAAGCAGCAACAAAUGAGGGGAAAUCACUAUCUAUUGUUGGAGUAGACCUAAACCUAACAAUGACUGGAGGAUUACCAUCACCACGAUCUGCCACACCUGCUGCAUCCGAGCGGUUCAAUAAUGGAGGAAUGGGAAGGGAUCUGAUGAUUGGACAACCUACAGGCAGUGAAGUAGGUGAUUGUGAGACCUCAUAUGAGUCCCGUGGUCCGAGUUCAAGGAAGCGUAACCUUGAGGAAGGUGGGAGCACAGCUGACAAUCCACAGGACAGGCUACAUCAUGCUGACAGCAUAGAAGGAAAUUAUAUUGAUCGUGAUGGUGAGGAAGUUGAUGAUGCCGCACAAGAUUCAGAUGUACCAAGUAAGAAGUCCCGUGGGUUUGAUCUGUUUGAUGCCUACCGUCCAUCUUCUGAAGCUGGCCCCAGUAGAAACUUGUCCUUUGACCCUGAUGUGGGUGCUGGUAUGUUCAGUCACUCUAGAGCUAUUGACUUGGCAGUUAUUGAGCAUCCGGCUGCUAGAGAUUCUACGAGGGCAUCUUCUGUUAUUGCAAUGGAUACUGUUCGUACUUCUGAGGAAGAUUCUAUGGAGAGUGUUGAGUAUUAUCCAGGUGAUGGUAAUGAUAUUGAUAUGCCUUCUUCUAGUGCACAUAGGAACAUUGAGAUGAAUGAUGCCUUGGAUCUUAACUAUAGCAAUCAGGCACAGCAAAGUGCUAAUGCACAUGCUGCUGCUGGAAGUGAUGCAAGAGAAAUAGGAGGGAGCAGUACAAAUGAGGGGGAGGAAGUGAUUAAUGCUGAAACUGCACCUGCUUUUGGAAGGGAUCAACUUAGUUUAGGAAUUAGCGGCGGAAGUGUUGGCAUGGGAGCUAGCCAUGAGGCUGAAAUUCAUGGAAAUGCUGCUUCUCUGCAUAGGGCUGACAGUGUUGUAGGUGAUGCUGAACCUAUUGCUGAACUUACUGAGACAAUGGGGCAGACUGGUGAAUUUGUACCUGAAGAAGUAAAUCGAGUAGAACCUCAUGGAGACAGUCAAGAUAUGGUGUCUCGGUCAGUGGGCCAAGCUGACAGUGGUUCGAAAAUAUAUGGCUGUACCAAAGCUGAUUCCGUUGAAAGUGGAGAAAAGAUGGGUCAUGCCACCGGUAUUGAAAGCAACAUGCGUCCUUCCCUUUCUUGCAACGCAGGGAUGUGUGCCGGUUUUGAUCCAUCUAAAGAUGACGUGACACAGGCUGGCAAAAUACUUACCACUGAUGAUGCAUUAAUGGGGCUAGAUUAUGAUCCUGGGAAUGGAUUAGGAGCUACUAAUGGAGAAAAUGACUAUGAAUCGGGUCUGCUGGAAUUUGAUCCUGUUAAGCAUCACAAUAGUUACUGUCCUUGGGUGAACGGAAUUGUUGCAGCGGCUUGCUGUAACAACAUUGGCUCCAGCUCAAGUAGUUCAGCACUCUCCGGUUGGCAGUUAACAAUAGAUGCACUUGACACGUUCCAUUCACUUGGUCAAGCUCAAAAUCAAAUAAUGCAAUCUGACUCAGCAGCUUCACUAUAUAUGGAUGACCAGAUAACUCAUAACCGCAAGCUAGGGAGAAGGCCUUCUGUGAGCAGAAGCUAUGGAAAAUGCUGAUCGGAACUCCUCUAGCCCAAGUGUUUCGUAGACACAAAUAACAUUCCAGAAGUUCCAGAUUGGUGUAACAGGAGAAACCAAAUAAUAUAGUCCAUCUAAGAUAGUCUCUUUAGGUUGUUGUCACCCAUUGGGCCGUCGCAUCAAUAUAUGUAAUUUAUUCCGAAAUAGCUGAUUCAACACAGUAUUCAUAUGACAGGAAUUUGCUCACGCAGUCUAUAUAUUUUAUGGCGAACUUGAACUUUACAUUCA
This is a messenger RNA of Setaria italica (foxtail millet), 3219 nucleotides long. RefSeq lists its product as uncharacterized. Lineage: Eukaryota; Viridiplantae; Streptophyta; Magnoliopsida; Poales; Poaceae. The record is from RefSeq and is a predicted model, not a curated record. Gene Ontology annotation, molecular function: zinc ion binding. Gene Ontology annotation, cellular component: nucleus. The transcript has 7 exons. Bases 142 to 2970 code for a protein of 942 amino acids.